AUGCGGCGGCAUGAGCAGGACCGGCUGAUGCGGAUGGAGGCGGAUUAUAACAAGCGCAUGGAGGAGAAGCGCUUCCAACAACGCAGAGAACAACGGCUGAAGGAAGCGGAGGAGCGAACAGCAAAGAAGCGAGCGAAACGGCAAAAGAAGAAAGAGAAGCGGAAGAAGCAGAAAACAGAGACACGGGAUGGCAGCUUGCCGAGUGUGGCCGAGGGGCAGAGGGAGGGGCUUGUAUCAAGUGAUGAGGAUGAGGAGGAUGAGGCUGCUGCACCAUCUGCCCAGGCAGCACUUGAUUGA
This is a messenger RNA of Closterium sp. Naga37s-1, 297 nucleotides long. Lineage: Eukaryota; Viridiplantae; Streptophyta; Zygnematophyceae; Desmidiales; Closteriaceae. The record is from the annotation of a GenBank genome assembly.